Bursaphelenchus okinawaensis is the source of this 3431-nucleotide messenger RNA. NCBI's taxonomy places the organism in Eukaryota, Metazoa, Nematoda, Chromadorea, Rhabditida, Aphelenchoididae. The record is from the annotation of a GenBank genome assembly.
AUGGACGCUCCGCUUGGAUUUUUACCUGAUGGCCCGGUUUAUUUGCAGUUGACCGUCUACUUAACCUUUGCAAUCUCAUUACUAUUAUUCUUCUGCGCUUUAAUCAACUUUAUAACAACCUUCCGCUACUAUAGACACAACUUGAGCAGACAAGUCUUAGAUGGAGGAGUAUUGUCGCUUGGAUUCUUCUUCAGCUGCGUAUUAACCUUGUUAUCCUUGGCAAUACCAUGGGUUUAUUGCGCAGCGCAUCUGCACGAUGUGCUACGGAUAAAAUAUUUGUUGGGAAUAUUGUUGGGGGCACACACUUUGUUUUGGAUGUCAUUUGGAGUCAAAUUGUUCUUCACAAGAUACGAAAAAGUCGAGUCAAAGUUCACCUUGAUCUUCAGUGUGGUCUACAUGGUUUUGUUGAUUGUGCCGGUGUUUAUGGGCGAUAUAUUUGUGAAAUUGUGAGUUUAAAAGUUUGAUUAUAUUGUUGGUUUUUAGUGACGUGCACAGUGUGUAUGGAAAAGUGUACAUCUUCCAGUUUUUGAGCGCUUUUCUUCUGUUGAUCGGAGUUUUCUUUGGAUGGAAUCGACCAAAAGCUUCAGAUUCGGUAUGUUUCAACUUUACUUUGACUUAAAUUAGUUCUAAAACAUGCUUACUUAUCUACUGGAGCUUUUCCACAAAAAUAUUUAAGGCUAAAGCAUCUUAUAUUACCUAAACUUAUCUAUUUAGGGACUGGCCGAGUUCUACAAGAAAUCCGAGCUGAUUGCCAAGUAUAUGUGGCCAAAAGAAGCUCAUAUGGUUAAGCUUCGUAUCUUCCUAUGUUUCUUAACUAUAAUAGCUGGUCGGAUUAUUAACAUUAUUGUUCCAUUAUACAGUAAAUGGAUUGGUAAGUUGAAUAUGAUCAAAUUUAUAUUAUUCAUGUUUAGUUGAUGCUCUCACUGGACCGGAUCGUUAUUUUUGUUGGGGCCUGAUUUUGGUAGCGUCGAUUUUGAAGUAUCUACAGGGAAAUGGAGGUAUGUGCUUUGUUUUUGUUGAUUUUUAGGUGUUGGUUUUGUGAAAUAUUGAAGUUAUGAGGUAUUUUUGGAGGUAUACUUUUGGUGGUCAAAGAUAAUAAAGUUUCUGUGGUUUUAAGCGGUUUUUUUAUCUGAAUUUGUUGAAAAGUGAAUAUUUGGUAUGAAAUUUGAUAAAAAUAAUACAUUUUUAAAUUGGGUCUUUUAUAAAAUGGCACUUUUUAGCUAUGGGAGGCUUCCUAAACACUAUAAGAUCAGUUGUAUGGUUAUCAGUCCAACAAUUUACUACAUUAACUAUCGAGACUGAAGUCUACAAACACUUGCUUCUUCUACCGUAUUCUUGGCAUAUCAACCGCAAAUCGGGCGAAGUUUUGAAAAUUAUUGACCGAGGAACUUCAUCCAUUGACAACUUCCUUAAUUACCUUCUUUUCAACAUUGCACCAACAAUCAUUGACAUUAUAUUAUCCAUCUUCUUCUUUGUAUCAGUAUUUGACAUUUACUUUGGCAUAUUGGUUACGGUAACAAUGGUGGGUUACAUGGUGGUGACGGUAUAUGUGGCACAAUGGAGAGUCAAAUUCAGGAGGGAGAUGAAUGUGGCGUCGAAUGAGAGUUCGGCCGUUGCAUUGGAUAGUUUGAUCAACUACGAGACGGUCAAGUACUUUUGUAAUGAAGAACUUGAGAAUGAGAGGUACAAAAAGAGUAUCGUCAAGUAUCAAGAUUGCGAGAGGAAGGCAUUAUAUUCUCUACAGUUUUUGAACGGUCUUCAGAACUCGAUUCUUGGCAUAGCUAUCCUAAUUGGCAGUGUCAUGAUGGCCUAUCAAAUCACACUUCCAAAUUCAAGGUUAUCAGCUGGUGAUUACGUUCUGUUCACUACGUAUCUACUACAACUUAGUGUACCAUUGAACUUCUUUGGUACUGUAUACAAUAUGAUUCAAAGAAGCUUCACGGACAUGGAGAACAUGUUUUCAUUGUUGGCAGAACCAGCUGAAUUUUCAGACGAUGCCAACAGCUACAAUAUUGAGAAUUACAGAGGGUUGAGGAUGGACAACGCCAAGUUUCAAUAUGUCAACGAUCGGUUGAUCCUGGACAAUGUUAGUUUUUCCGUGGCUGAAGGAAAGUCUGUUGCGUUGGUGGGAGCGUCUGGAAGUGGAAAAUCAACGAUUAUACGGUUGUUGUAUCGCCUUUAUGAUGUUAACGAAGGUAAGGGAGAAAAGUUUAAUUUUUUGAAUUUUUUAAAGUCGGAUAUAACAUUUAUUUUUAAUAACAAAGUAAAAUACGCCAUCCGGACCGAUAUAUUUGUUGUGAAACUUACUAGGAGACCUAUUUUAUAACUUUAAAAAGAUUUAUCUUAACUUUGAACAAUUAUUUUAACGUCUUUUAAGUACAUUUUAAUAGCCAGACCAUACUAUAAGGUCUAUUCCCGCUUUUUAUAGGGCUAUAUAUUUUAUUAGAUGAUGGUUAAUAUAAAUUUAAUUUUCGGUGCGAAAAAACAAUUUUUUUGUAAAAUACGAAUUGGCCAAUUGAAAUAGAACCAUGCACAGUAUUUUAAAGGCAUAAAAUGGCACUUUACUGAUAACAUAACCUUAAAAUGGCACAAAAACGACUGAAAAUGUAUAUUAUUUUAGGAUGUGUUUCAAUGGGUGGAAUGGACGUGAAAAUGUUGAAUCUACGACAACUUCGAAUGUCAAUGGGAAUUGUACCCCAAGAUUGUGUCCUCUUCAACGAGACCAUCGAAUACAACAUCAGAUACGGUCGGCCGGACGCUACUUUCGAAGAAGUUGAGAACGCGGCCAAAGCGGCUCAAAUUCACGAAUUCAUAACCAGACAACCGCUCGGAUACAAGUGUGUUGUUGGUGAACGAGGGCUGAAGCUGAGUGGAGGAGAGAAACAAAGAGUUGCCAUUGCUAGAACGAUACUGAAGGAGCCACAUUUUAUCUUUUUGGAUGAGGUAGGGCAGUUUUUUUUUGCGUGUACCGGCCGGGCAAUCUUUUUUUUUUGAGGCUUAGGGGUCUUUUCAUUGUUUUUUGGGUUUUUACUGUACCAUUCUUUGAAAAAAUACUCCGCCUUACACUGGUUGAAGGUGUACUUCAAUUUUUCAUAAAUUCGUACAAAAAAUUAAAAAAUAAUAUCAAAAAUGCAUUUUUACAACCGAAAUUUUAGGCAACAUCAUCUCUGGACUCAAAAACCGAGCGUCAAAUCCAAUCGGCUCUAAUGGAGCUCUGCAAAGGCAAAACCGCAGUAAUCGUAGCCCAUCGCCUUUCCACCAUUGUAAACGCGGACAAAAUCGUAGUAUUGGAUCAUGGCCAAGUCCUCGAGGAAGGCAGUCAUCAAGAACUGCUGGCCAAACAAGGCACAUACGCCAAAAUGUGGGAACUACAACAAGGUGAUAUUACCACUCAAAACUCGUCAAACGAUCUAAAACUAGAUGCCCAGUGA